Molecule: messenger RNA, 2262 nt
Organism: Lentinula edodes (shiitake mushroom)
Lineage: Eukaryota; Fungi; Basidiomycota; Agaricomycetes; Agaricales; Omphalotaceae
Exons: 4
Coding region: 150-1901 (583 amino acids)
Biological process (GO): protein folding in endoplasmic reticulum
Cellular component (GO): endoplasmic reticulum
Molecular function (GO): misfolded protein binding; protein-folding chaperone binding
Source: RefSeq, a predicted model, not a curated record
GUUUUUCUGUGUCCACCUGCUUCUCUGAAGUGAGAGCACCUGUCUGCAUGCGUUGAUACCUUCUAUCACCCUCUCUUGUCACAGAACUUACGCCUUCGCUCAGACUUCCAGAUUCUUACUAGAUUUUUUCUAUAACCGCAGUCAGCGCGAUGAGAAUACCUUCUUCGCUGGCCGUUUUUUUCCCGUUUGUGUUACUCUUCACUUCCGUGCUUGCAGACUCUGGCACUGGAGGCUUAUAUCCUCCUGGUCUACUCCCGCUAAUAAACAGAGCCAAUGCUUUGCUGUCCACUGGACAGUUUAACGAUGCGGCGAAAGUAUAUUCAGAAGCAAUAGAACAAUCUCCCACCGACUAUCUACUAUAUUACAAACGGGCUACGGCUUACUUCUCCCUGUCCCGCCAUAACGCGGCAUUAGACGAUUUCGAGAAAGUCCUCUCACUCACUUCACACACAUUCGACAAUGCGCAUCUUAUGAAAGCUCGUAUCUACGCCAAGGAAGGCGAGUUCGAUUUGGUUCGCUCAUCGUUAGAUGCGUACACGUCCUCUCUCUCAUCCCAAGGUCGAACUAUCGAUUCAACUGCUACGGAACUCCUUCGGUCUAUUGACGAGGCAGAAAAAUUGCUAGCAAAAGCUCGAAAGGAGAAGAAGGCUCAAUUAUGGACUGCAUGUGCAGAUUCUUGCUCUAGCAUCAUUCGCGACACCGCCAGUCAUUCGACCGAGGUUCGAGUCAUGCGAGCGGAAUGCCAGCUUGCUGCAGGAGAUGUCGAGGGAUCCGUUGGUGAUUUGACCCGUCUUGCUGUACUUCUUCCGCCAUCAGCAUCCAUGGAGCUCCAGGUUCGCAUAUGGCGUCUGUCCUACUUCUUAUUGCCUCCUACUCAAGGAGAGGACACAACCAGUGCAGCGGCUUUGGCUCCUCUGAAAUCUUGUUUGCAUUACGAUCCUGAUUCCAGAGUCUGUCUUCCUCUGCAUCGCCUAGCGAAGGCACUGGAAAAAUCAUUUGCCAAGUUGGAAGAAGCUUUGCAGAAAGAGGACUGGCGAGGUGCAGUCAAUCUAUUGACCGAGUCUGGAAAAGGAAAGGAGAAAGAUCUUUGGGGUCGAUACGAACAAGCGAUGAAGGAUCAUACCUCUCGCGAGCAACUCCUCGGGAAAGAUGCAUAUGAGUCGUCUUUAAAAUCCAAAGAGCCCCCGAUCCCUUUGCCUGAUCCUUUCACUCACUCUCCGCGUCGCCAAAUCCUACUUCGUGCACUUUGUAAAUCAUACACUGCCAUCGGUACCGUCACUGCUCUCCGCAACGCUGAUCAAUGGUGCUCUAUGCUUCUCACAAUGGACGGGUGCUCUGAAGACACGGACGCUUUCUUAGGUCGAGCGGAAUAUCUUCUUUCAACAGAAGAUGAUGUCGACACUUCCGGAGCUGGUAGCUCCUCGAGUGGAGAUGGUAAUUGGGAUGAAGCGAUUCGGCUGCUGGAAAAGGCGUUUGAGGCUAGCGGUCGGAGCAACCGAGAUAUUCACUCCAAGUUAAACCAGGCCAAGAAGAAAGUCAAGCAAAGGAGGAGAAAAGAUUAUUACAAGGUACUAGGUGUGGACAGAAAUGCGGAUGACCGGACAAUUAAAAAGGCAUUCCGUAGAGCAGCUAAAUCUGCACACCCAGAUAAAGGAGGCUCGGAAGCCAAGAUGGCUGCUGUAAAUGAAGCUUAUGAAGUGCUUUUAGAUCCUGAACUUCGGGCCCGAUUCGAUGCAGGUGAAGAUCCUAAUGACCCAAGCGGAGGCGGUGGCCACCCAUUCCCCGGAGGGGCCGGCGGAAAUCCUUUCGCUCACUUUUUCCAACAAAGCGGAGGUGGAUUCCCUGGCGGAGGAGCCUAUGGACCUGGACAGGGUGGUUUCAAGUUCCAGUGGAGUAAUUAGGCUGUUGAGCAGGGCGUAUAUGUAUUCGGUAUGAUUUGGACGAUGUAUCUAUAAACCAAUCAUGAUAGGUUCUUUGUUUGUAUUUGAGCGUACUGAUUGCGUUCACAAGAUGAUAUUCAUCUUUGUCCUGAAAGACGUAAGUAUGUACUUAGUUAUACACGACCGAUGUUUCAUCCCGACGCCCGUAAUUCCCUCACAGAAGUGGGUUCAAUAGCUUGUAGUAUAGUGUUUGCAUAAGUCUUUGGGCUUCUAAAUUUUCGCCAUCUGUUCAUGGGGAUCGUCGGGCUCAACGGGCUCUUGCCAAAAUAAUUUUUCGGCAAACAGGCGGCGAGAAUCGAAAAUUUCGAAGUGGUUGAGAAAG